GCGUUUGAAGCGGUGGGAGAUCGAUCUUCCCCUAUUUCAUCUCUGCUCCUCCUCCUCCUCCUCCUCUUACGUAACCCUAACGAAGUCGGAGUUUCGCCAUUGAAAUCGACGGAGAAAGAGGCUGGUGAUUACUAGAUAGAUAGAAAGAGAGAGAAGAAGGGAGCAAUGGAUUUGGAUGAAUGGAUUGCGAAGGUUAAGGAGGGUCAGCAUCUCUCCGAGGAAGAGCUUCAGCUUCUCUGCGAAUACGUGAAAGAGAUUCUGAUUGAGGAGUCAAACGUGCAGCCUGUCAACAGUCCAGUCACCGUCUGUGGUGAUAUCCAUGGCCAGUUUCAUGAUCUCAUGAAGCUUUUUCAGACCGGAGGUCAUGUUCCCCACACCAAUUACAUUUUUAUGGGGGACUUUGUGGAUAGAGGUUACAACAGCCUUGAAGUCUUCACUAUUCUUCUGCUUCUUAAAGCUAGACAUCCAGCCAAUAUUACACUUCUGCGUGGAAAUCAUGAAAGUAGGCAGCUAACGCAGGUAUAUGGUUUCUAUGACGAGUGCCAAAGGAAGUAUGGUAACGCUAAUGCGUGGCGAUAUUGCACAGAUGUUUUUGACUAUCUUACCCUAUCAGCUAUUAUAGAUGGCACAGUUCUAUGUGUUCAUGGUGGCCUUUCCCCGGAUGUCCGGACAAUUGAUCAGAUAAGACUGGUGGAUAGAAAUUGUGAAAUUCCCCAUGAAGGGCCCUUUUGCGAUCUUAUGUGGAGCGAUCCCGAAGAUAUUGAAACAUGGGCUGUUAGUCCACGUGGAGCUGGCUGGCUUUUCGGAUCCAGGGUUACUACUGAGUUCAAUCACAUCAACAAACUUGAUCUAGUGUGCCGUGCUCACCAACUGGUACAAGAAGGUCUUAAGUACAUGUUCCAAGAUAAAGGCCUUGUAACUGUGUGGUCUGCACCUAAUUACUGCUACCGCUGUGGCAAUGUCGCUUCUAUAUUGAGUUUCGAUGAAAACAUGGAAAGGGAUGUGAAGUACUUCAACGAGACAGAAGAGAACAAUCAAAUGAGAGGGCCAAGGACUGGAGUUCCGUAUUUUCUGUGAUGAAACGACGAUUAUAGUUUGACGUGAUGAUGGUGAUGAGGAAGCGAUUGCUAUCAUUGGCAAUAUGGUCAGGUCUCAAAAAGGUUAUUAUGUAGAUAUAAUAUUUAUCUACUUAUGGGUUUCACUUACUGUACUUGCAUUAUUUUUGUCCCUCUAGGUAAACAUUUUCUUUGUGAAAUUCAACAAUUCAAGACUUCAUAGUUUUAAGUUACUUUUUUCUUUUUGUUUUCCCCGAUUGUUUCUUCUGUAUUGUUUACUUACACUGUUUCCUCCUUGUUUAGUUGUUGUUGUUGUGAAGAUGACAUUACUUCUAAAAAUAGUUAAGAAUC
This is a messenger RNA of Raphanus sativus (radish), 1406 nucleotides long. Its product is annotated as phytochrome-associated serine/threonine-protein phosphatase 1-like. Gene Ontology annotation, cellular component: cytoplasm. Gene Ontology annotation, biological process: peptidyl-serine dephosphorylation. NCBI's taxonomy places the organism in Eukaryota, Viridiplantae, Streptophyta, Magnoliopsida, Brassicales, Brassicaceae. The record is from RefSeq and is a predicted model, not a curated record. The transcript has 10 exons. The coding region runs from base 166 to 1077 and encodes 303 amino acids. Gene Ontology annotation, molecular function: protein serine/threonine phosphatase activity.